AUGGAGAAUAACACACAACUAUCUCAGGUCACGCCUGUGCUCGGUGUAGCUACCAGGGGCGAAGUCGUUACGAUCCUCAUCGGUCCCAAGAAGAAACGUUAUAUAAUCCACAAAGACAUCAUCUGCCACCACUCGGAGUACUUUCGAACCGCAUAUAACGGGCGCUGGAAAGAGUCGGAUGAGGGUGUCAGCCUCGAGGACGUCGAAGUCGAAGUGUUCAACGUCUUCGUGCACUGGUUGUACACGCAGCAACUUCCAGAAGACAAAGACUUCCGCGAUAUCGCCAAUAUCAACAACAAAGGACAGAUCGACAACGAAGAUCAUGAAUGUGACACUGUGCUGCUUAAGGCGUUCGUCUUUGGAAAUCGAUUCCUCGUCGCGGAUUUCGAGCGCAUUACUCACAACCGUCUGGCCGACUGGCUGACAGAUUACAUUUUCGGCGUACCGUACGAGCUUGUCAUCUUGGCCUAUGAGGUUUUACCAAGCGACAGCCGAAUCUUAGGCGCAAUGGUCGAGAUGCAAUGCCUGAAUUGGUCACCGCGCGAGGACGGGAAUGAAAAAAAGCAGAUACGCGUUAACCUUCCGAAAGACUUCCUCAUUCAAGUAAUGAUCAGGCAAUCGGAGCUUCGAGACAAGAUCAGCCGAAUGUACAGACAUGUAGAAAGAACGGAUUUCUACAUGCAGGAAAAGAUUGAGGGGCUGGGCAAAUAA
Alternaria atra is the source of this 711-nucleotide messenger RNA. RefSeq lists its product as uncharacterized. The transcript is spliced from 2 exons. Gene Ontology annotation, molecular function: protein binding. The record is from RefSeq and is a predicted model, not a curated record. Bases 1 to 711 code for a protein of 236 amino acids. Lineage: Eukaryota; Fungi; Ascomycota; Dothideomycetes; Pleosporales; Pleosporaceae.